Fibroporia radiculosa is the source of this 1932-nucleotide messenger RNA. RefSeq lists its product as uncharacterized. Bases 1 to 1932 code for a protein of 643 amino acids. Lineage: Eukaryota; Fungi; Basidiomycota; Agaricomycetes; Polyporales; Fibroporiaceae. Gene Ontology annotation, molecular function: protein binding. The record is from RefSeq and is a predicted model, not a curated record. The transcript has 9 exons.
AUGGAUUCCCAAAACGAUACUGAAAUUGCUGAUAUUGAACCCACUUCUUCAUCAGACACUCGGGCUUCACCCACUCAGACAUUGUCUACUCCCAGUGCUAGUACUUGCACUGGCCCUUCAGCGGCAGCGAUCCAUGUUUCUGCCCCCGCAAGAAAACCCGCAAAACUUGCAAAGCGAAAACACAAACACCGAAACUUGGGGGACUCACCACCGAGCUACCUCGAUCAGACGCCGCUCGAGAUCCUCGCUGAGAUCCUCUCGUACUGUACCUCCCCGCGAGACAUCCUUGCCCUUGCGCGGUGCAGCAAGCUGUACUGCUCUACAUUGGUCAACAACCCCGCAACAGAGUUCAUCUGGCGCAAGGCGCGUGCCCGCUGUGUGCCAGAGCCUAUCCCACACCCGACGCCAAAUUUCACGGAGGCGUCGUAUGCAGCGUUUUUGUUCGAUAAGGGAAAAUGCGAGGACCUGAAAGACUGGUUGCCGAGACUCGAGUCCACAAAUUAUGCAAUAGGAGUGCCGUCCUUGAUGGUGAGCCCUGGCAAGUUUUGGGCGCGAGAUUCGGAUUGGAAGCGUGCCGUCGACGAGUGGAAUAAAGUUCAGCUUAUUCCUGAGAGGUUGGAUGCGUACAAACGCGAGAAAGCCGCAUUAACAAAUAAGCUUCCUGUCAUUCAGGAGCAUUGUCAAAGACUACUUGUAUGGAGGGACAAUCGGCAGGCAAGGAUCAAGGACAUUACGGCAUCAAACGAAGUUAGAGCCAAGACUUUUGCCAAUCGUGAGGGCUGGCGGACGUACGACCUGCUCUCCACAAGCUAUAACGUGUUGCAUACAUCAAAAAUUCACAGCCUGGAAGUGGUCACGGACCAGGACUUCAAGUUGAUUCGAGACACAGCGGAAAAGGAAAUCAUUGCCAUAAUGGAGCAACGUGUACGUCGCGAGAAAGAAGCUGCCUACCGGCAGCGGCGUGGUGACGUCGAAGCACAUUACAAUCGCCUGAAGUCUUCCGAGAAGAAGCAGGUGCUCCCAUCCUUGCAAGAAUUCAGGAAUCUAUCCGUCAUGAAGGUUCUAGUGAACAAGUCGACUUCUGGAGACCUGGGGAUAGCUAACGAGCUGAAGAAUUCGAAGUUGGUUGACGCGCUACUCAAGGAUAACAUUGAAAAAUGGGUAGAUGGCGCAAAGGCCGCGCUUGCGGGUGUGCUUGGAUUCCCGGGCUGGAAAUCGGCGAGUAAGAAAAAGCUGCAUCCCGUCGAACGCCUCACGGCACGGUUCAGAUGCAAGAAGUGCGACAAGGUUUCGAAGAAGUACUCGGAGGAGGGGUGUCUCGACUUUGCUGGUGCCUGCGAGCACGUUUGUCCACAUUUGAGUACACAACAAAGGGCAAAGGAGACGUGGAGCGCGGAUCGGUUUGAGGCAGAUGUCCAGGCCAUCAGCACAGUUGAGAAAAUCUUGGCUCUCCAUAAGAUCGCUGCCGAAAGCCCUGACUCCACGACUGCACUUCUUAAUUCGAUGGUCACCUGUCUGGCCUGUCCCGCGCCGAUAAGUAUGAAUUUUCGGACGGCAACUCGCCAUUGUAGACGUCACUCCGAGCCGCAAUGGUCGUUAGAAGUGGGCUGCGUCUCAAAUCCUUUGGAGAUAGGCGUUACCGGUCGACUGCUUAAAACGUCAGAUGACGCCGUGCGACAGCGUGCUUUGAAAAUUUAUGGAUGCCGACAUUGUUGCGCAGUGCCAGGCGCGGUGGAGGGGGCCGGUGGGUCCGCGACAGACGCAUCUGGCUCGGUCGAGAAACGGACGGCGCGAGCCGCACAGAAGAUGGUGGCGAACAAAACCAGGUUAUACGGCUUUGAUGGACUUAAGUCUCAUGUGAAAGAAAAACACGGUAUCAUUUGCAUUGGGGACGAAGACUUCUAUCAGCAGAAAGACAACGCCGCUCACUGA